Molecule: messenger RNA, 3546 nt
Organism: Podospora anserina S mat+
Lineage: Eukaryota; Fungi; Ascomycota; Sordariomycetes; Sordariales; Podosporaceae
Exons: 2
Coding region: 1-3546 (1181 amino acids)
Cellular component (GO): nucleus; cytoplasm
Molecular function (GO): protein binding
Source: RefSeq, a predicted model, not a curated record
AUGACUUCGAGGCUGCCCUGGCGUGUUUGGUGCCCUGAGGUUGGGGGCUGCUUGGUUGCAUUGGGACGCGGUGAAUGGUGGGUUUUUAGGUGCUGGCUGCUGGCUGCUGGCUGCUGGCUGCUGGCUGCUGGCUGGCUCUGUUGCUGGGUGUGGGUGGUCACUGCUUUCGCAGGUGCACUUUGUGAGCGGACCAAUUCUGAAUCGACAAAAUCUGGCCCAGGGUGUGUGUGUCUGUCUUUGCCUCGCUUCCCUUCGACAAUCCGCACUUGGCUCUCCUGCCACUUCCUACCGACAACAUCGGCUCGAUCUCAUCUUCCCGGAUCGCAUCUCGAUUCGAUUCGACUCUCCCCCAACCCCCGACCGCUUUUUGACCAACGACCUGACUAUCGUCGACUCGACCCCCCCAUUUUGCCCCGACGUCUUGUCCCUCGCACAGUCAAAACCACUCUUCUCAGUGAUUUGAACCGGGCUGCCGCUGGUGACGCGACCCGUCGCCAAAUUUCUUCCAACCACCACACCACAUUCACACUCUCAGCAAUGUCUGAGGUACAGAGCAGGCCAUCUGCCCCGCGCGGCAGGGGCUCCGCCCGCGGCGGUCGCGGCGGCUUCUCAACUCGGGGAGGAGGUCGCACCGCUGCCCGUUCUGCUGGUACUAAUGGCACCACGCAACACGACACAGAAUCAUCUUCGCCAGCCCUGGAGGACGAGGGCGAGAUUAGCGAACUCCGCAAGCUCUACGGCCAGCACAUUGUCAACAUCAAGAACAUCGUGUCCGACUGGACCGAUGCUGAUAUCCUCUACGCUCUCCGCGAGACGGACGGCGACCCGGAUGAGGCUGCCUUCAAGAUUCUGGACGGCACUUUCUCCAAGUGGAACGAGGUUUCGAAGCCCGUGAAGACCAAGGCUAAGAAUGACACAUUCACCACAACGACUGCCGAUUCUGGCGCUGCCGGCGGCCUACGGAACGCAAGAGGUGGCCGUGUCGAAGGUGGCCGUGGUCGUGGCAGAGCGACCGAGCGCGGCGGUCGUGGAGGCGGUCGCGGAAAGUCGAUCCACCCUUCGACCAACGGUCCCCGUGUCAAGGAGAACCAGCCUCUCUCUGUCCCAACUGAGGAAUCUAACGAAUGGGAUACCUCUGCCCCGACUGCCGAAUCUAACGAAUGGACCGAGUCCACCCCCGCCGAAUCUGCUCCUGCUCCCGCCGCCGUUGAACCUACCCCUGCCGCUGCCCCCGCAAAGCCCUCUACCGAUGCCCCAAAGACAUGGGCCAGCAUGUUGAGACAGUCGACCACUCCUAAGCCUGCCCCUAAGCCUAAGGAAGUACCUGCUCCCCCUCCCGCCGAACCUACUCCCGUCAUUGAGCCACUUCCCCCCGCUCCCGCCGAGCCCGAGGCCGUACCCGAGCCCGAGAUUGCUGCGCCAGUCGAAGAGAAGGAAGAGCCUGUUCCCGAACCUGUCCAGGAGGAGCAGCCCGCUGUUGUUGUUCCUGUCAUUGAGCCAGUCAUUCCUGUUGUUCCCGUCGUACCCGCUGUUGCCAUUCCCGAAGUUGCCUUGUCACCUUCCAAGGACGCGCUUACGGAUGAGAACCUCGACAAGGUCCCUGGCACAACCGAGCCCCCAGCGACCGAGACCGCGAGAAGUGAAGCUGCCGACUCUUGGGAUCCCAGAGCCGCUGGCAGCGCUACAGCAACUCCCUUGUCUGCUUCCCAGCAACAGCACCAGGCCGAGCGCACUCCCAGCAGUGGCUUCGCCGCGACUGCGACCAAGGCGACAACUCGCACCCCAGCUUUCCCCCGUCGUGUUUUGGAUCAGCUCGAGGCCGUUCGCAUGCCCGGCAACCGUGCCGAGGUCGAACGUACUACUGUCCAGUUUGGUGCUUUCAGCCUGAAUGGUGGCAUUGAGGACGACAUUGAUGGCGAUCGUGAAGAGCCUGAGACCCGUCCCCAGCCCCCCCAGGAUUCUCCUGUUGCCCAACCCAGAGCUUCGCUUCCCCCUGUUCAGCCCCCAGCGGCUCCAGAGAGCUUCCCUACCCCUACCCAGAAGCCUGUUUCCCAGGUUCCAACAGGUCCUGCUGGUAUGGCUUCUCAGACUUCCCCUGCUGUCUUGUCUUGGUUACUUGCUGACACAAAUCUAGCCGCUGCUCCUGCCGCGGUCCCUGCCAUCACCCCAGUUGCCGCCCCAGGUAUGCCCAUCUCACUUGCAUCACAGACGAGGAACAUGUUUCUAACCGACAUAAACAACACAGCUCCCCAGCCGACCGCGCAACACAACCAGCAGCAGUAUGGUCGCUUUGGCCAACAGACUGCCGCUCAAGAGCACAGCUCCUUCCCUCCCUCGAAGCCUUUCGAUUCGUUCGGUCAGCAGCAGCCCGCCGCUGCCUCCACUCAAUCGCAGUUCGAGGGCGGCUUCCAAGGGCAGACGCAGCCUGCUGCCCAAACCCAGAACCAGCAGCAAGCGUUUAGCUCUGCUCCCAACGAUUAUCCAUCUUACUACACAUCUGGCGACCAAAGAGGUUUCUAUGGUGGCUAUAACUACAACCAACAGCAGGGCUCUCAGGACGGCCCCUCUUCGCAAGCCCAGCGUUUCGGUGGAUAUGGCACCACCCAGACUGAUAACAUCAGCCAGUACCCCCAGAGCGGUGCCCAACACGGCCAAUCCCGCUUCGGUUCUGGCUCCGCUCCCUCUGCGGAAACACCAACCACUACGGCUCCUGCUACGUCGGCGUCGUCGGCUCUUCCCCAGGCCGGCCAGACUAGCCAGACUCAACAUGGUCAGCAGCCUCAGCCCGAUCAAUAUCCCUACCACCCUUACUCCAACAGCCCUUACUAUGGUGGGUACAUGGGCGGAUAUGGACAGUACGGUCAGGGCGGCUAUGCUCCCUACGGCAAGGGCAAUGUGGGAUAUCAGCCCAACCAAUACGGUGUUGCGUCGCAGGGACCUUAUGGCUACUCCAACCCUAGCGCUGGCUUUGGCCAGUCUGCUCUUCACCGGGAGACCGGUGGCGCUGCUGCGGGCGCUGGUGCUGGUCUUGGCGAUUACGGUCGUGCGGGAUCUCAGUCGGCUCAGCAGCAAUCUGGAUUUGGUGGCAUGCAUGAUGCCUUCAGCCGCGGUGCUUCUGGCUACCAGUCCCAGGCUGCGUCGUUCAACGCUCCCGGCACUCAGCCCGGCGCUGUCCCCUCUGCUGUCGACGACAUUAAGUCCUUCGGAGAUGCCAAGGGCGCUGCCGGACCCAGCCCCUCUCUCGGCGUCGCUGCCCGACCCGGCUCCGCGGCGAACAACGGCCCAUCUCAGUCUGGGCUUCCUCCUCCGCAAUCUGCCCAGCAGACCAACCUGGGCGGUAUGGGUCAAUACGGCUAUCCCGGUCACAUGCAGCAGGGCCAUGCUGGCCUCCACGGCAGCCACACGGCCGCUGGUGGCUACGGCAUGAGCGCGACUGGCGGACAGAGCCAGCAGAGCUCGUACGGCUAUGGUAACCAGGGCUUCGGCGGCGGUUACUACGGCGGAAACUCUCAGCCCCGUGGUUGGGGUAACAACUACCACCACUAA